UUGCAAAUUGACUGAUAAGACGUGAUUGAUAAUAUUAAUAUUAUUCAAAAAAUUAUUCCAUCAGAUUUAAUUAAAACUUUUGAUUUUCAGAUUAAUUUGAUUAAUAAUACUGAAGCUGUGAAGCUUUCUACUCUGCCAUAAUAUCGCAUUCAAUACAUCCAACUCCAAGCUUAUUUACUCAUCAGCAGUAGUAUUGAUAGACCGACCUUUAUGCCGGUAAUGAACUGACCUUAGUCCUUAACUCAUGAAAAAUAACCCAUGUUUAUGUAAAUGUUCGAAAAUUAUUAAAUAAGCUGGAUUCAAUCUUCCAAGUAUUUGUGUAUUCUUAGAUUGAUGAUAACGGUGCUCGUAUUUCAGUAGUUUCGUCAUUAAAGCACUACUUAUAUUAUCUAGAAGUCGUCGUUGUUCGUCGUGCCUCAAUUUUUUUGCCUCAUUCGUUACCGAAAAUCAGUAGAAUCGUGUGUGAUUCAUGUUUUACUAUAGUACGUACGAUAGAUCGUUGAAGUUACCAUGAAAAACUGUACGUCGAGAAACCGAGAUAUUUAGUGUCUUAUUUGACUCUGAACCGAAGAGAAUUCAAAUUGGAAUCCUUCACGUUGGGUUAUUCAAGAUCAUCGAACGAACUAAUUUCUAGCAAAUAAUUCAUAUUAAAAACUUGAAGUGAAACUUUCGAAACUUGGUUGGAUUCGAUGAUCUUACAUUCUACCCGAGGAGUGGAGUUUUUUUCCUCCGAACAAGUGAAACUUCAAUAAUUUGCAUCUUAGCAACCGAAUAGAAUAUUCGAAAUAUCGUUUUAUUCGGUUUGAAAUAUUCAUUUGUAGGUACCUCCGUUAUUGCUCAAAAUGGUGAUGAUUUGUGAUAUUUUCAGUGUAAAACGCAGAAAUUGAAAUUACUUACAUGGGUUACCUGAAUGAUAAUUUCUUUUGUUGGAUUCCAUUACGAUUUCGUAUGUUACCUAUGUUUUCAAGAAUGGCUUUGAACAGUUCGAUGAAGAUGCUGUUUCGGAUAUUGUAAAUCCUUCAUUAAAGAAUAAUUUCACACAGCUGGUUUCUCAAAGUUCUGAUCGUUGAGCAGUCCUUCGUAGAAUAUUUUCGUUGAAAGUACCUGCAUCAUUUGAGUUUCAACAUGUUUUCUAUCUUACGAGGUCGUGCUCAUCUCUCGAAGAAAUUAUAUUUAAUCUAUAACGGUAGAGUACUGCCCAAUUCGCAAAGUUACGUUGAUUUUUUCAAAAGUGUCAGCUCGCGAAAUCAUUGUGAUUCUUCGAAGCAAGUGCUUCGUACUCGUAAUCAUAAUGCUAUUUUAAAACCAGUAUCUUUCAGUUUUCCAAACCAGCCGGAUUUUUUUCCAAAAUCGCGACACAAUCACGCAAACAGCGAAAUGAAACUAUUGUCUACUUAUCAAAAGCACUCUGAUUUUUCAAAAAAGUUGUCUUCUACGAGCAAAGAUAAGAUGGAUCAGAUAAGCACUCUGGUUGAAGAAUGGACAACGCGUUACGAUAGUUUGGGCAAACUCGAUGCCAAUGUUGUCUGCGGUACUUUGAAUACUCUAUCGAGAUAUCGUGUUUUUGAUAAAAAAUGGAAUAAUAAAGAUGGAAAAAACUUCAAAGAACUGAUCGUUAAAUUAGUAGUAGAAGCGAAUCAAUUAUUUGACACGAAUCGUCGAUCCGUUUAUAAAUUAAAACCGUGGCAAAUCGCUCAUACCUUGAACGCGCUAUCUGGUUGGAAUGUAUUUAGAAAAGAUAUCUGGAACGGUACCGAAGUCCAGCUGUUCAAAUCUGUCAUCGUUAAACUAAUCCAUCAAGGAAACAAUUUACUAGAUCGUAAAAACAAAUCAGUCGAUCAAUUCGAUUUUUACGCCGCAGCUAACAUCUUGAACGCGUUGUCCAAAUGGAACAAGAAUGAGUUACAAGGAGCUAACGAGUUCGUUGUUAAAUUAAUGAAACAACGUUGUAUGGCGACCGGUGGAUCCGUUUCAACGCAGCAUAAUAAUAUUGAAGAUGAAAAACACACUUGCAUGGGAGUCGUGAAAACCUUAAAAGCUAUGUCUAAAUGGCACAAUGAGGAAUUACAAGGAUCUAAAGAGUUUAUCAUUCAAGUACUAGCGAAAGGAACUUCACUAGCAAAUAAAUUCAAUUCAAUGGAAAUCGCCAAUGGUCUGAACGCUUUUUCUAAAUGGAAUAUUGAUGAUUUUCAAGAAGCCAAAGGGUUUAUCGUUCUGCUGAUCAAGCGAGGAAACGCGAUUAUCGAUCAAUUCGACUGUCAAGGAAUUUCCAAUUGCUUGAACGCGCUAUGCAAGUGGAAUAUCAAUAAAUUACCAGGCUCUAAAGAAUUUAUUACUCGGCUGGUUAAACGUGGCGGCGCUAUGGCCAAAGGAUUUAAUCCUCAAGAAGUUUCCAAUUGUUUGAACGCCCUGUGUAAAUGGAACACCGAUGAAAUACAAGGAAGUCGAAAAUUUAUCGUCGAGUUGGUAAAAUGCGGAAAUCAAACGGUCGAUAUGUUUGAUUCGCAAGGAGUUUCCAAUGCUUUAAACGCAUUUUCCAAGUGGAACGUCGAUGACUUCGAAGGUGCUGAGAAAUUCAUUAAUCAGCUAAUUAAACGAGGAAUUUCUACGAUCGACGGAUUCAAUUCUCAAGGAAUUGCCAACAGCUUGAACGCUGUUUCGAAGUGGAAUCUCGAAGAGUUUCAAGGAUCCAGAAAGUUCAUCGCCAAUUUAAUUCAACGAGGCAGUGCAACAACAAGUGGAUGUCGUUCACGAGAGAUAGCCAGCAGCUUGAACGCUUUAUCCAAGUGGAAAAUAGACGAGUUUCCUGGAACUACGGAAUUCAUCGUUCAGUUAUUAAAACAAGGUAGCUCUAUGGCUUUUGAAUUCGACUCUCAAGGGAUCUCGAAUUGUCUAAACGCCAUUUCCAAGUGGAAUAUUAACGAGUUACGAGGAUCUAAGGAUUUCAUUAUUCAGUUAUUCAAAAACGGUAUCGCAACGAGCAGUAAAUUUAAACCUGUACAAAUAGCUACGAGUCUGAAUGCUCUAUCUAAAUGGGAAAUAAACGAAUUACCCGGAGCUAGAGAAUUCAUUGUCGAGUUGAUACAACAAGGAAGCUCGACAGUGGACAGAUUUCAUUCUCAGGAUAUCGCCAACAGCUUGAACGCAUUGUCCAAAUGGAAUGUAGACGAAUUCAAAGGAUCAGAAGAGUUCAUUGUGGCGCUGAUAAGACGUGGAAGUUCACUGGUCGACGAAUUCAAUCCUCUACAAAUUGCAGUCAGUCUGAAUGGACUGUCGAAAUGGGACAUCGGAGAUUUUCCAGGAGCUACGCAGUUCAUCGAUCUAUUAGGUGAACGAGGUUGUUCAACAGUUGACGAAUUCCAACCUCAUCAAAUCGCCAACACCCUGAAUGCAUUGUCCAAAUGGAACGUUGAUGAUUUUCGAGCAGUUAGAGAAUUUAUUGUUCGAUUAAUAAAUCGAGGGCAUUCAACAGUCGAUAAGUUCAAUUCUUCAAACAUCGCCAAUAGUUUAAAUGCAUUAUCCAAAUGGAACAUUAACGAAUUCGAAGGAUCAAAACAGUUCAUCAUGGAGCUGAUAAGAUGUGGAAAUUUACUCGUCGACCAAUUCAAUCCUGUGCAAAUUGCAGGCAGUCUGAAUGGUCUGUCAAAAUGGAACAUCGGAGAUUUUUCAGGAGCUACGCAGUUCAUCGAUCUAUUAGCUGAACGAGGUUGUUCAACAGUUGACGAAUUCCAACCUCAACAAAUCGCCAACUGCCUGAAAGCCUUGUCCAAAUGGAACGUCGAUGAUUUUCGAUCAGUUAGAGAAUUUAUUGUUCGAUUAAUAAAACGAGGGCAUUGGACAGUCGACAAGUUUAAUUCUCAAUGCAUCGCUAAUAGUUUAAAUGCCCUAUCGAAAUGGAACGUCGACGAAUUCGAAGGAUCAAAAGAGCUCAUCGUCGAGCUGAUAAGAUGUGGAAGUUUACUUGUCGACGAAUUCGAUGCUCUAGAAAUUGCUAGCAAUUUGAAUUGUCUGUCGAAAUGGAACAUCGCCGAGUUUCAAGGAGCGAGAGAAUUCGUCCAACUAUUGGUUAAACGAAAGAAAACGAAGUUGUAAACCGUUGACGAAUUCUAACCUCAACAAAUCGCCAACAUUAUGAAUGUCUUGUCUGAAGUGGGAAGUAGAGAAUUUAUUGUUUGAUUAAUUAAACGUGGAAGGAUUUCAAUUGAAGUAUAAAACGCAUUCUAAAUGUAUAAAGACGAAGAAUUUUUUCUAUUAUGUUCGAAUUGUUUUUAAUCGUCUGUGAUUUAUUUUCAUAAUAAUACCUACUUGUAAGUAUGUCAGAGCUUCAUAAUAUUUUAUAAUUUUUUAAUGUUACUUUCGUUUUUUUUCAAUACCUGCGUUUACCCGAUGUAAUUUUCAAUAAAUCGAUUAAAAUUAGAACUUAAUUUUUUACCGUUGAAAAUUGUACAGUACCUAAUUUAUUUUAAGAGAAAAUUAACCUCUGUCUUAAAGAAUACAUUUUUUGUCUUAUGAGAAUGAGACUGGUAUCCUAAC
Molecule: messenger RNA, 4533 nt
Organism: Planococcus citri (citrus mealybug)
Lineage: Eukaryota; Metazoa; Arthropoda; Insecta; Hemiptera; Pseudococcidae
Exons: 7
Coding region: 1126-4092 (988 amino acids)
Biological process (GO): mitochondrial RNA processing; regulation of mitochondrial mRNA stability
Cellular component (GO): ribonucleoprotein granule; mitochondrial matrix
Molecular function (GO): RNA binding
Source: RefSeq, a predicted model, not a curated record